AUGGCUGCAGGCUCGACGCAAACCUCGUCAUUGCCCUGGGACGAAACUCAGAUUCCUGAAGUGGGGGGAACCAAUGAUAAGGAUCUUAAUGCAUUCCUUUCCUGCUCAGACGAAGAACACUGGCGGCCUGAGGAAUCUGGCGGUCAAACGUGGGACAAUGCUCCAAAUCGAACCUGCUACUCCUCCUUUGGCGAAGAUGGGAUCACUGCUACCGUUAGCGCCUACGGAAACCUGAUGCAAUUUGGGAGAUACAUUGGCAAAGGGAGGUCUGGCGUUUUUACCGCCGACCAAGGAUGUGUACCGGAGCCUUAUCUGGUGAAAGAAAGAACAGCCGAGCUUCUAGCCAUAUCAGACAAGGAAUCAUACGAUCAACCAGAUAUGUAUGGCUUUCGAUUCACGAAUUUGUCAUCUCAGAGCCGGCCCAAAUUGUCGUAUGUCAAUUAUCGCUGGCCAAGGUUCUGUAGCAAUUACAAAGACAUCAAAGGCAACAAAGUUGACUACACUACCCUGUGGCUUGUUCAUCACGAGACUGUUGUACAGCAUUGCAUACUGCAAAAUCAGGGGCAAGUAUCCGUGCCUGUCAGUUGCGAAUUUUCGAACCAAAGGAAGAGUAUUCUGAUACGUGACAUGGACCAUCUGGACCCUGGAUACAUAUUUAAUGACGUAUACUCAGGAUAUACUCAAACAAACGGCCCAAAAGAUUUGUCGUGGGUUUUGAUGCACCAACUGGAGCCGCCAAAUGAUAACUACUCAGACGAUAUGACCAAAAGUCCUACACCGACACGGGCGGAUUCAGUUGCGAUAAUCAUAUCCAUCUUCGUGGAUGGCCGCCCGCUCCAUUGGGAGAAAUCAAAACCGAACAUGUGGGUAAAAACGCUGGCGCCCAAGAGCAAGGAUGAAAGCACAAUGGAAAUAGCCAUUGCCUACAGAAUGAUUCUUCUUGAGGGAUCCAUGGGUGCUUGGCAGAGCUUUCUCAUCCCCGCUAUAGUCAGCGAUGUCUACAAAUCGUUGAGAAAAGAGCCACAGCCAGGAAAGCUCUCCAUAUGCAAUCCGAAGUCGCCGGACCCAAAUGAAACACAAUACCACGGAGAGCGGCGAAGAUUGCACAGGAAUGGCCUUGAAUAUAUUGCGCGUCGAAAUCUCGAGCACAUUCUUUCUGUUUGCGCCAUUCCCUUGGUUCGGCCACAGGACCAUUGGAGCAGCAAAGGCAUCAAGCUGGACGAUCCUGGGAACAAAUUCUCCCAACUUGGCAGGCCUAUCGCAUUGACUUGCGGCGAUAUUUCUUUCCAUCGUGUCACCUCUUCUGGCAGUUUCUUUGCCUUUCAAUUCCUCGUUGAAGUUGCCAACCUGAUAUCACGUUCAGAAUUCAGCAAAACCGAGUGUGCCAUUUGGUUGUUGGGAAGAAUUUGGUCAACGUGUCGUGGACAUGUCGCCUGGAUACUAUGUCAAGCAGAGAGAAGGCCUUCAGGAUACUUUGCGGCGAACUACUGGGUGCCGGGGAAGAUAAUGCAUCAGGAUCUGAACAGCUCAUGGCAACCACUUGAUUCGUUGACUGAUACAGCAUACCAGCUUAUCAAAAUUCAGGCGUAUAUUACGUCCUUUGGCAAAGACAAGACGGAGGCGGGUGCAAUCUUGAAUGAUCCGCGCUUGUAUCUUGCAGCUUUUAGUUGGCUUAGCGACAUGCAUGUCUUGAACAGACGAGGAAGCUUUGCUUGGCCACAUGCACAAGAAGACGGCACAGGGGUGUUUCGCCUCGACGAUCACGUGUGGAUUUGGAGGGCGAUUAAAGCAAUCGAGGAAUGGGAUUUGAUGACCUCAAGCUUAUGGGUUUCAAAGAACCUUUUGGAGUUGCCUCCACACCUGUUGGGUAGGAAAUUUGCCUCGCGGGAUGUUCAGCGGGAGGUUUUCCGACGCUUUACAACAGAAAAUGAUUUUUCCAGGAGACGGACAUUAGCUGUGUUUAGGUCGUCCAGAGAAACACGAUUUCUGUUUCAUUCUCGAGAUACAGUAUUGUUUUAUGGUCUUAACUGGGGCUUCUUCCCGGAAGAUCCUUCUUCGCAAGAGGUCUGGGAGAACACACUGGAGGCACAGGCACUACACGACGAAAACCAGGAGACUCGAUGGGACAACGCACUUCGAUAUGCUCUCGGAGUCAUCAUGGGCACUUUGGGGCACAGCAUCAAUAAGCGUUCGCCGGCAAACCUGGUUGAAGCUUCCUUGGAUGUGCUAUUCAAAAGCUCCAGCCAGAAUGGCCUCUUUUUUGGACAGUUGGAUGAGACAACGAAAGAACCCAUAUUGUUUCAUAUGGAUGCACAUCGUGAUUUCUAUUAUCAUGCCAGUUUUGAGAUUCCAUACAUCCUCUUGGUCAACUCUUCGGGUAUUACCAAUCCCCGUUCUCUACCGGAAAAGGCAAAACUGAGCCUGGAGCCAGACAGCAACGAUUCACUACAGAUAUUGCCCAUACCGAAACGACAGUUAACCGGGAUUGAGCGUGGGAAUACAACAAGGCCACUGGCGGCCCAGCGAGAACAGUACAGGAAAGCUACUUCUAUGAAGAAGAUAGUGCCAUUUAACUACAUGAUCGAUUCGUUCAACAUCGUUGAAAUCGAUGAAGAAUGGCUGUACAACUAUCCAUCAUUUUUACCAAGCCACAACAGUAUGGUAUCAAGCGUCGAAGGCAAUGCAUUGGAGAAGACUCUACGGCAAGUGCUUGGUGAUCUACUAGAGAAUCCCAUCUUUAUCAGUCCCUUUACCGAAGCUCUACUUGGAAGACAGAACGCCAAAGAAACCAUCAUGCCCAUGUUGGACAACUACGGUCAGGUAAGGUGGCAGCUGUGCAACAGUAUCAUUCGUGAGCCUCUACUACUGGCAGAAAUGAUCACCGAGAACAAGAACCUGAGGAAGGCUUUCAAUCGGCGUAUGGAUACGGAUACUGUCGAGGGUGUAAAUCAGAUUCUGGACCCAGCAGGUGGAAUUAACGGGCAGGAGGAUUGGACAGCCCGAAUUGAGCUCUCAACCUUUCUUUUACAAAGAGAUAUCUACGGGAGGGUGACGGAAUUUUUUCAAGAAUUCCUAGGUAGGAGAAACAGAAUUCUUCUUGAAGAUUCAGUCGAAUUGGAGUCAAUACGCCUUGAGCUAGACUGGAUUUUGCGGAACCACAUGAGUCCUAGAGUCCAGCUUCUGAUGGAGGACCAGAUAUUGUAUAGCGGCUGGAUGGACUUGUGCAAACUUGGCGGCGCCUUUUCCGGACAUGUAAUAGCAGAAUCAAUCAGAGAAUGGCUGGGGGCAGCGAUAUACCGAUACAAUGAAUUGGAGAGUGGGCAGCAUACUGAGAACCUGCGGCCUAUUUUCGACCAAACUCGACGCGUGGCCUCGGUUUCUGACACACGGCAAAAGGUUUCCCAAGGGAAAAAGAAACCGCGCUACGGCGGCGACGAUCCUAACCCGAUCAAAGACGAUGGCUAUUGGGAAAUGUCUCGGAUGAGUAAUGACAGCCUCUUUCAGCGGCUUUCGCGGUUUCGCACCCCAGCUGAAGCCAAAAAGCGCUUCAUAUGGCUUCCAAAACCGAAUGCUGAGACCGCACUCGUGUGUUAUCUGGGCACCCCCGGAGACGAAAGGACGGCAAUAUCCUCGUUUUUUGAUCGGCACGCACAUCAUGACCUGUACUUUUUCGAUGACACAACUAGGUUCUUGAACACCUGGGAGACCGAGAUCCAUUUGACGUUUUAUCAGCUGGUCGAUAGCAGGAACGAGUCUGAGCUCCGUUCGCCUAGUAUACUCAGGCGUGGUAAAGAUGACCUCCCGGGCAGCAAAGCAAGCAGAAUCACCAGGGCUUCGAUGGGAUUCCGCUUUCACGGAGACCUGUUUGAUCGCUAUUGGACAUGCCACUUCAUUGAAUGCACUCUCACCUCCUCCGAAAGUGAACGAUCAGAACUCUCUUCCCAUUACUCGUUCAAAGAAAGGACCUGGCGUCAACGUAAGGUCCUUGAACUGUAUCUGUUCGAUCGAAUUUUGACGAAGUUGGUAUCGAGUACGACGGACAUCAUUGAAAAGCUCAAGAAUGAGCUCGGUGUACGCGAGGGUGCCUUUUCCUUCGUGGACCUCAAGAGCGAUGACUACUUCUCCUCCAGUGACCGUUGGCAGGAAGCACAGCAGACUCUACAGGCGAUUGAGAAUCACCUGGAACAAGUGGAGGCACUUGUUUCGAGAUGGGAGUCCCGAGAAGAUGAUCGUGGAUCUGAAAAGCCGCGUUGGACGCGAAACGACGAACGCAAGUAUCGUGGUGACAUCAAGAAACUUCUGGGUUCCAAUAACAACAAGAUCAAAAACCUGCGAAGCCUUCGCAUUGAAACAGGGUCACUCAGAGAGCUUCUCGGAGCACGCCAAGAACAGAUCAGCAGUGAUCUAUCGCUUCGUGGAGCGGAGGAUAUUCGUUUCUUCACCUAUGUUACGGUCGUUUUCUUGCCCCUCGGCUUUGCAGCUAGUAUAUUCAGUAUGAGUGGAACCCCAGAGGGAAGCCUGAUUGGCAAUAUGGCAGCUUGCGCUCUCGUGGCCCUUGUACUCACGGUAUUCGCGCUUGUCAAUGCAGAAACAUUGGGGGCAAAGUUCGCGAAACUGUCCAGCCGGAUAGAGCAGUUCUCAGAACGACACAUGGAAAAGAGUUCACUUUUUGGCCUUCAUAAGAAGGGACCCAAGGACGAUGACCAGAAACCCAUCGAUAAGUAUCAUAAGGGAAAUGAUCAAAAGGCUGAGAAAGGGGAGGCAGGUAUCGAUUCUUCCCAGAAAAAUCAAAAGAAGACAGAGCCUUCGACACCUGGUCUAUUCAGUUCCCCAGAAGGACCAUCUAAGGUGGCUGGAAAGCGCAGUGGCAAGAACGAAGACCUCCCACCGUCCCAUCGACGAGUAGGCCCUAGCAGAAAGAAGUCUUGGCACGCUUGGUUCUGGUUACGGUACUUCCUCAUUGAAUUCCCUGCCAGGAGGGUGGCAUCGGCAUAUCGAGACAUGAGGAGCAGGCGCUUUACCUGGAUGACAGGUUUGAACGGCAUUGGCGGAAUCAUACUUCUACCAUGGUGCAUCAUUGUGUUCCUGGCUCAAAUUGUUGGAGCCAACUUGGUAGAUCUGAGCCGUACUUUAUGGCUGUCAGCAAGAUUUCUGUAUCAAAAGUAUUCACAAAAGGAAGACCCAUUCGAAGGGCAGAUGAGGCUAUUACUGAAACCGGACCAUCAUGUGCGACCUCUGAAGUCUGUUAACAAGGAGAUCGAGAAGAAAAUCGACGAUCUACGAAGGUAG
This is a messenger RNA of Neoarthrinium moseri, 5289 nucleotides long. RefSeq lists its product as uncharacterized. The coding region runs from base 1 to 5289 and encodes 1762 amino acids. The transcript has 3 exons. NCBI's taxonomy places the organism in Eukaryota, Fungi, Ascomycota, Sordariomycetes, Amphisphaeriales, Apiosporaceae. The record is from RefSeq and is a predicted model, not a curated record.